AUGAAACUGCAAGAGGCGUUAUCUGUCUUCCUCCUUCCCUUUGUUCUUGCCCAAGAUGGUGCACAAGUUCCUAUUACUGCCCUUCCGUUAGGCCCAUUGCAUUCCGUGCCUCUGACAUCUGUGUAUGCAAUUUCGGAUACUCAGCAUACAUCGCUUUCUGCGUCGAGCACUACAACUCCACCAGCAACCCAAACAGUUACUGUCCCGCCCAAUACACCCUCCAUAUUUACACUGAUCCCGGUCCCUUCGGACAGUCCAGUUCUGCCAUCAUACCCAGAAACAGAUCCUCUUGACCCACUACCAGUUGGUAGUCUUGCCAUUCCCGAUUUUGGCCCUGCAUGGUCGGCAGCAUGGGCGAAAGCAAAACCAAAGGAGAAGGUCAGCGUUGUCACCGGGGUUGGAUGGCAAGGUGGAGUCUGUAUCGGCAGCAUUGCUCCAAUAGAACCCAUUGACGGCCGCGGAUGGCCAGGCCUUUGUCUUGAGGACUCCCCACUUGGCGUACGCCUUGCGGACUAUGUCACUGCCUUCCCGGCAGGAAUAAAUGCUGCUGCAUCAUUCAACCGCCACCUCAUGCGCCGUCGUGGCCUUUAUAUUGGCCGCGAACACGUAGGGAAAGGUGUGAACAUCGCGCUCGGGCCCAUGAUGAACAUGGUCAGGGUACCUCAAGCUGGUCGAAACUGGGAAAGCUUUGGAGCCGAUCCGUUUCUUGCUGGUGAAGCAGCGUACGAGACAAUUCUGGGUAUGCAAGAGGGCGGCGUCAUCGCGUGUGCGAAACACUAUGUUGGCAAUGAGCAAGAAAACAAGCGUCUGAUGUCUAGCUCCAACAUUGAUGAUCGAACUCUGCACGAGAUUUAUACCCACCCGUUCUUGAAGAGUGUCAUGGCCGGCGUUGGAAGUGUCAUGUGUAGCUAUAAUGGUCUCAAUGGAACUUUCGCUUGCGAAAACGACAAAGUCUUGAAUGACAUCCUGAAAAGAGAGUAUGGGUUCCAAAGCUUUAUUACAUCUGAUUGGAUGGCUCAGCAUGCGUCAAUGGCCGCCAACGCUGGACUGGACAUGACGAUGCCCGGUGAUAUCACUUUUGGCUCAGGAACUUCGUAUUGGGGUGCCAAUCUCACGGCCUUCGUCAGCAACGGCACGAUCUCUGAAAGCUGA
This is a messenger RNA of Cyclocybe aegerita, 1152 nucleotides long. The record is from the annotation of a GenBank genome assembly. Lineage: Eukaryota; Fungi; Basidiomycota; Agaricomycetes; Agaricales; Hemipholiotaceae.